UCUGCAAUCUGUACAGCUGAUGGUAUAUAUACAUAUGCGUUAUUUAGUAUAUUUUGGGUUUGUAACAUGUUUAUAACGUUUUUCAAAAUGUCGAAUGUUGCUGUACUGGUAUGGUGUAAUCACAAAAAUUAUCGGCUAGAUAAAUAGUUUGUUUUUAUUAAAAUAAAAAGUGUAAAAACAUCUAUAGAAAUUUAGUCCCUUUAAUGGAGAAAAAUAUAGUGACAUUAUUAAUAGUAUUGUUAAUACAAUCACAGUAAUUAUAAAAAUUUCCUUGUUUUAGUUUUAUUAUUUGUAGAAAGUGAGUGUUAACUUUGUUUUUAACAAGCCUAAAAGUUGUUUUACUUCAUUAUCGGUGAAAUUUAAAAUUAAGAAAAGAAUGGCAAGACCAAGGAAACUAAGAAAAAAUGUUUCGAAAAGACAAAAUAACGGUUCUCAAACUCAAACUAAGAAAGUCUCACCAUCAUGUAAAAAAACAUCUAGAGGAAAUAUUCGUAAAAGAAGCGUCUCAACUUCGUCAUUACAUUCUAGUCCAUAUAACACAAGAAUAAGGACAAAAACUACAGCAAUGCAAGAUAGUAAACCAAUACAUGUCUACGAAAUUGACGAUACUCCAAUACUUGUUGAAAAAAGCGUACGAAGAAAUCCUAGGCCUGUUAUAGAUAAUAAUGUCUAUGUAGUACCAGAUUCCGAUGAUGACGAUGAUGUAGUUUUAAAUGAUAUUCGCUCCAGUGUUAACAUGCCCGAAGAAAAGCGCAAGCAAAUUCAAGAUUACAUAAAUUUAAUUACACCAAACCGCGUCGAUUAUGGCACUAAAGCACCGAUAGCCGACAUUAUUCAAAUCAAAGAGGACGAAUUGAUAAAGUCCCCAGAGGCAACCGAAGACGAGAUUCAAAGAAUAAUUAGAAAGCACGCGAAAUCGAUGAUAUUGUCACCAGAAACUAACGUGAUCGAACGGGUCGAUUAUAAGGAAGGUGGGAUGUCUAUUCAAAGUAGAACGCCCAUUCCUACCAGUGUUGUAGAACGUUGUCAAGGACUUGAACCUGUUCCAAGUACUAGCUGGGCUGUUAAUUUGGAAAGCGACAACUCUCUAACACCUAUAUCGACUCGGCACAAGAAUGCAAGUGACAUUAAUAGUCCUAAAGACGCCGAAGUAAUGGAAUAUGUUGACGAAAUUGUGGCAGAACACAGGGAUAAAAUUUCGAUGGAAGUAGAAGAACGUUACGAAAGAAUGUGGAAACAAGAAGAAGAAAAUAAACGUCGGCGCAUAGAAGCCGAAAAAAGUAAUUGUAUAGACUUUGAUAGUUCCAUUGAGAUUAUUGAAACCCCAGAAAUCUUGGAUAAAGAUGUUAAAAUGGAUGAUAGUCUGAAAGGAAAUGAGAAAAGGGAAACAAAGGAAAAACCAGAAAAACUUUGUCCUAUAUGUUUAGAGUCCCUUUCAGAUGAUAAAGAACUGAGCGCUACCGUAUGCGGCCAUGUGUACUGCACCCCCUGUAUUAAAACGGCCAUCAGGACCUAUCAUCGGUGUCCUGCUUGUCGUACUAAACUUACUCUUAAAAAAAUAAUUCCUUUAUUCCUUUAAAGAACAAUUUGAAAAUUCUGAUGUUUUUGGUCUUGUGAGUUUUCGGGCUACACUGAACUUUUCUACUUAAUAAUAUUUUUUUAUAAUUUGUAGAUGGUUUCAGAUUCUUGCGGAAACAAUGAAGAAUUAUUAUGUUUACCUAGUGGUCUUCAGUUAUAAUGUAGACCAUACGUAAACCACAUUUUGUUAAAAAACUUUUGCUAGAUUACCUUAAAAUUGCUUAUUUUUACAUUCUAUUUCCGUGACUUUCUGAAAUCAGCUCGGAAAUAUAGUGAUAUUUAUUUUAAAUUAAUUUUUAAAUAAUGAAAUGUCGCUUUUUAAACCCUUAACGAAUAGUUUUUGAAU
Messenger RNA from Agrilus planipennis (emerald ash borer), 1924 nucleotides. RefSeq lists its product as uncharacterized. NCBI's taxonomy places the organism in Eukaryota, Metazoa, Arthropoda, Insecta, Coleoptera, Buprestidae. The transcript is spliced from 7 exons. The record is from RefSeq and is a predicted model, not a curated record. Bases 377 to 1579 code for a protein of 400 amino acids.